Messenger RNA from Ictalurus furcatus (blue catfish), 7225 nucleotides. It is a transcript of the gene quob, whose product is annotated as quattro. The transcript is spliced from 24 exons. NCBI's taxonomy places the organism in Eukaryota, Metazoa, Chordata, Actinopteri, Siluriformes, Ictaluridae. Bases 370 to 6381 code for a protein of 2003 amino acids. Gene Ontology annotation, molecular function: guanyl-nucleotide exchange factor activity. The record is from RefSeq and is a predicted model, not a curated record.
GGAUUUCCUCUGUUAGAGAAAGCUUUUCUCCUCCCCCCUCUCCUUUUUCCCCUCCCUCCAUCUCUCUCUCUGUCUCUCUCUCUCUCUCUAUCUCUCUCUCUCUCCUGCCCUCCCUCUCUCCCUCCCUGAAAAUGUAGUCAGGAAGAAAGAGUACCAAACCAAGCAACAGGCUCUCUGGCAUAGAGCAACUUUUUGCUGCUGAGCUGUAUAAUGGCAGUGAGUUACUUCAGGCAAAAUACAACACUAUCUCCAAACUGGACAGCAGUGCAGAUAUGUCCUCUAUGGAUAUAAGUCUGUCUGCAAAACAAAGCCAUUUCCUGCAUGGAUAAACAAAGAUGACAGCUGGAUAACCUGGACAGAAUCGCCAAAAUGAAUUCCUCCUCUCUGGACUGGUCCAUUCAGAGUGCAUUGUCAUCUCUUUACCCCCCAUUUGAGGCCACUGCUCCAACGGUCCUGAGCCAGCUCUUCCGUACCAUCGAGGCACGCUACCAGGGAGAUGCACUGCAGUGCUUUUUGGAUUACCUCAUUCCAGCCAAGCACAUCCUAGAGAGUGUGCAACAGGCUGCCUGUGCUGAGUACUCUGAUGUUUUGUUCCGGUGUGAAGGUUGGCCUCUCUGUUUGAGAGACCGUGUGGUGAUCCAGCUAGCCCCCAUUAACCCCUUACUGUUACGUCCUGGAGACUUCUACUUACAAGUGGAACCGUUUGGGGAACAGUCAGCCCGUAUAGUCCUCAAGAACCUCCUUGUGCAAGAGGAUCUUUUGGCACAGGAGGAUCUGCUCUUACUAGCAGGUUUUAGAGCACAAAAAGGCCCUGUCGUGGAGGAGACUCCCAUCCCAGAGACAUCCUACCCUUGCAUUUUCACUGAAGCUUGGUUAAAGGAAAUCAAUGAGGGUCGUCAUAGUAAUCAGCUACAUCAAUAUGUGCUUUCUUCUGAUCAAGGGAUUGUGAAGGUGCCUUGGGCAGAAGUAAUCAACCCUGAAUUUCUGAAUAGGCCAAAAGCUAAGGUUGAAUCUAAAGCAUCAUGCACAGCUGCAGGUUUAAUACAGCAACAUAAUACUGAAGUAAACAUGUCUUUUCCUAAAACAACUCUUGAACCAGAAACCAUGAUCCUUCCAGCUAAAAAUGGUGUUGCAGUUUCACAUCGAUUAGUGAAAAGUGGCAACAAAUUUGUUAAGAUGGAUCAAGGGAAACCUGUGAGUAAUCCUGUAGGCAAACCUGUUGGUUGGGUUUCUCCAAAUAUGUGGGACAGCAGGCCCAGUCGAGAGCUGGAGGGGGAGUAUGUCGAUCUUUUGGAUUUUGCCAAAGAUAAGGAUGCUUUAAGCUAUAAAAUAGCUGUUAUGCCUCAAGUUCCAGUGUCUUUCAGACCUCAUUCCCCUCUUUCAAAAGGAGACAGCGCCCCAUGUGUUCAAGCCUCAGGAUUGAUGGAUGAACACUGUGUUCCAUGUUCAAGAAAUAAUCAGUUUUCUGAAGGUCCACAGAAGGAUUCUGAAUCCAAGGGUAGGCAUCGUCAGUCUUACCUAGCAGCUAUUAAAAACCCAGUAAAUUUUGAGAAGGCAAACCCAAUAAUGCCCCUGGAUGAAACAUGGCCAGGCUUAGGAGAAGCAGAAACAGGAUAUGAGGCACAAGGGGUUGACCUUGGGAUUGAGUGUUUGAGCAGUUCACCAGUGCAGGAUUCAAUCCAACUUGGGCAAAACCUAAUACAGUCCUGUACGGAUUCAGUUGAGCAAGAUCAGAACUUAGUUCAAAAACAUAGCUCAAAUAUGAAAGCAAUACAUCUUUCCCAGAACACAGCACUGCCAAGUCUAAACACAGCUGAACAGCCAACGCACUUGCUUACUGAAACACCUCCAGAGAAUCUUCAGAAAAUUGUACUAGAAGAUACUGGAGCAAUUAAUCUCAACAGGCAACAGUGCUUGACUGAGCAGGAAUCCCGUCAGAUGUGGACCAGUGUGCAUAAGCAUCACAAAAUGCAACAUUUGCCCAAAAUGGGACUAAGGGCUUUGCCAGACCAUAGAAGUCACAGACAAGAGACUGGUGCCUACAAAUGUCGAGGUGCAGGCAAGGGAAUUCAAAUAGAUCAGUGUGUGUAUGGCCUUGCACCUCCUCAUAAAUCAAUUCAACAACCUGCAACCUACAACCUACCUUGUCUAUUUCCUCACCCACAGAACUUGCUUGAAGAACAGAACAGUCAAUUGGAACAAAGGCCUAAGUGUGAAAAGCAAUGUGGUGAAAACCCUGUACCAGCAUUGAAAGGUUUGGGGAAAAGCAGGCCUAAAGCCCGCUCUGCUUCCUCAGUAUCAGAGCCAGCCAGGGAGUGUUCACAGGAGGAUAGACCAACCAGCAGGAGUCGCAGUGAUGUUUGUCCAGAAAUCAUUCCCAUGGUUCCUGGAGUUCAGGUUCAAAGAAGCAAGAAAUGCACCUUUGGACUUGUGUCCCCAAAACUAGACAGACGGAAAGCAGCAAACAAUGAAUCAUCAAUAGAUGUGAUAUUCUUCUGUGGAAAAAACAUUUCUGCUACUGGGUCAGUUGAACAGUUUACUGCACUUCAGAAUGGUGCAGUGCUCCAGAGCGCUUCAGCCCAGUUACAAAGCCUCUCUCCUGAACAUGGAAGUCAGCUUACUGCCCUUUCACAUGACCCCACCAUCAAGAAUGUUCUCCAACUGGGCAUCAUCUGUCUGCCAGGCAGUCGCGACAGAGCUGGCAGAGCUGUGCUUGAAGUCCAUGGGGGAAAGAAUGGCUGGGCAUCCCCUAUGCUCUCUCCUUUGGUACUCUGCAAACUGGUCCUUUAUCUUCACUCCAUUCCGAGGAAACAAGUGAGAGAUCUGGGAUUAACAGUCAUAAUUAACAGCCGGAAUGGUCCGAUUUCCUCUGUGCUCUAUAAGGCUUUGCUAAUGGUCCAGGAGCAGGUCCAUCGUGUUAUGCACAGUGUCUUGUUGUUGGUGGAAAAAGACCAAAAUCCUCGAGCAGACAGACCACCAGGAUUACAGAUGGAUAUUAUUACUUCACUAAAAGUUCUUCAUAAGAGUGUUGAUGGACAGCAGCUUACCAGUGAACUUGGAGGAUCUUUCCUUUAUAAUCACAAUGACUGGCUACAAUUCUACCAAAAACUGUUCCUCUUUGAGAUGGACCUUCAGGGAGCAGCCUUAUUAUUACAGAGUGCUAUAAGAAAAUUGGACAGUAACAAGAAAACUGACACGGCAGAGGAUGUAAGGACGUGUAUCCAAGAACAGAAGAGCGCCAUGAAGCAGGUACUUGAAGAUAGACAUAUGGUCAUGCUUCAGAGGGACGGUGGUUCUAUACUAGCCAGAAUGCGGAAGGAAGAAUGUAGAUUUGCUCAUUCUGAAGACUACAGGGACUCAAUGAAGGCUGUAAUGUGUCUGUAUAACAAGGUGGAAGAAGGAGUCCACACUCUGGUUAUGAGGUCCAACCAAUCACUGCAGCAUCUAGAUCAUGUGCUCCUACUGAGGGAAACAGAGGAACAAUUUAACACAAGCAGAGAGUGGUGUGAAGAGGAGGCUAGGAGAUGGCAGAGGGACCUUGACCCAGCAGAAGAAACCAGGGAGAUACUGGAGCAAAGACAUGCAGACAUUUGUGCUGUCCUCACUCAGGCAAAGGAGAGAAAAGAGAAAGCAAUGUCAUUGAUGAAAGAUGUGGAGAGAAAGAUCCAGGGAACAUGUUAUCCUGAGACGGAUAUUUUCCAUAUUCACAUGACAACAUUCAAAACCAACGUGGCAGCUUUUGUGUUGCAAGCUGAACAGCAUAAAUCUGACCUGGAGGCAUUUAUACGUCUGUGUAAUUUCUGUGAGCAGGCCUUUACUCUUACCAAAGAAUGCAGUCAUUAUCUGGAACACAUAGAGAUGGGCUGCUACCCAGAGACAGCCAACAUAAGCAAGCUUAAAUAUUUUCAAGAGAGAUUUAAAGCUUUUUCAUUUGAGCGCUUUGAGGAGGAGAAGAAUAACGCUAUGACUGAGAAACAUCACGAUGUGAUCCGAGUGUGGAGUGAGGCUUGUUUGGCAUGCCAGGAGGUCAAGAAGACGCUGGAGGAGAAGCUGCUAGAGUUUGAUAGAAAGCAAAAGCUACGAACAUUUGUACAGAGGGAUGAAAUGAUGUUGAAGAAUGAGGAACUCUCUUUGCAAACUCCUACUUCCUGCCUAACUAGCUUAUCCUCGGGUAAUGUUAAGGCCCAAUCUCAGCAGAGUGAAGCUCAUAGACAGACACAGAUUCAAGAGAGUCAUGCUAGGGGUAAAUCCGUAAAUAUACACAAAGAUUCAGCAUUAGCAAGCAUCGUAACUGCGAAAUUAGUAAAGUUUCGACGUGAACACCAUAGUGAGACUGAUCUCAGGAACGUUGACCUUGUUGGCAGGGGUGAGAAGACUCUAGCGUUAGGCCGAUCCCAUAGUGAGGGCUCUUGCAUAAGAAGCUUUGAUCCUAUGUUAACUGGGCCUCCAUUAUCUGUGUGUCAAAAAACAUCUACCAGCAAACCCAAUAUGUUGCUAGCUGACAGAGAAUGUGUUGCAUGUCAUCAAGGCAGCUUCUGCUCAGACUUUUCCAAUAUGAAACCUGAAUGGAUCCAAAUGGAUAGUGAAGAUAAGCCAAUUGUCACUCUGGAUGACCAGGAUUCUCAAAUAUCUCGGCAAGAGAGCUUCUGUUCUAGUGUGUCCAGCCCGAGACAGGGCUGGAUGAAAGAGGAGAAAAGCAGCAGGAUCCACCUGGAUGAUAGAAAUUCAGGCUACUCCUCUAGAGACACUACAACUCCAGACGGGCUAAAGGAUACCUCAGACUGCAAUGCUUCCUCAGAACUGGAAAACAGCAGUAAUUUACUUAAAUUGCAGCACAUCAUGGAAGAGUUGUUACAGACAGAAAGAGAAUAUGUGAAAGCACUGGGCUAUGUUAUGGAGCACUACUUCCCAGAACUUGAGCGCCAAGAUGUACCACAAGAUCUGAGGGGACAAAGAGGAAGCAUCUUUGGAAACCUGGAAAAACUCAGAGAGUUCCAUCAACACCACUUUCUCAAAGAGCUAGAACUUUGCUUAAGACACCCUUUUCGUGUAGGACGAUGUUUUCUACGACAUAAAGAGAGUUUUGGUCUCUAUGCUCUCUACAGCAAAAAUAAACCUCGCUCAGACCACCUGCUGGUCAACCAUGGCAAAGAGUUCUUUAAGCAGAAACAGCAGCUGCUUGGAGAUAAAAUGGACCUGUCGUCAUACCUGCUAAAGCCAGUGCAGCGCAUCAGUAAAUACAGUCUGCUUCUGCAAGACAUGAUCCAGGAGUGUGACGCAACGUCACAGAAAGCUCCUGAGCGAGCCGAGUUACAAGCUGCAUUAGAGGUCAUCCAGUUCCAGCUUCGUCAUGGCAACAACCUCCUUGCUAUGGAUGACAUCCAGGAAUGUGAUGUGAAUCUUAAGGAACAAGGGCAGCUGAUUCGCCAAGACGAGUUCCUGGUUUCCUUUAGGAAGAAGAAAUAUUACAGACAUAUUUUCCUUUUCCAAGAUCUUAUCCUUUUUAGCAAGACCAAGAAGACAGAGGUUGGGAAUGACAUAUAUAUCUACAAACAGUCAUUCAAGACUUCUGACAUUGGGAUGACACAUAACUGUGGUGAUAGUGGGCUGUGCUUUGAAAUCUGGUUUCGAAGGAGGAAGUCACAAGACACAUACACACUACAGGCAAGAAGUUAUGAAGUGAAGGAAGACUGGACCAAAGACCUGGAGAGGAUUUUGUGGGAGCAGGCUAUACACAACAGGGAGAUUCGUAUGCAAGAGAGAGUCUUCAUGGGAAUUGGAUGCAAGCCUUUUAUGGACAUUAAGCCCAGUGAAGCUGCCAUCUGUGACCGUGCCAUUAACUGUGCUCUAACAGGACGAGACUGUAAAGCACCUGUUUUCUCUGGGAUACCAGACGCCGAACAAGGAUUUCCUGUCCAGAGGCCGAAUUCUACUGGUUCAACCAGCUAUGUGUCGUCUUGCAGCCACUCAUCUUCAUCCUCUUCCUCGGGGAGAGGAUCUGUCUCACCUGUUGGUUACCACAUUGGCCUUAGUAGAAGAAUUGUUUCUGUGUCUGACCCUGGAAGAUUCUCUAGUCCAGGAGAGCAUGACUUAGACCAAGAAAACGUCAGGCAAAAUCAGCUUGUGGACAGUUCAGAAUCUUCAGGCGAGAGUGUAAGUGGCUUCAGCAGUUCUGGCUACAGUUUCCAGUCGGUGAUUGCAGGAGAACAUGAGGUGCACUCCUUAGAGGUGUCUGACACUGGUCUGGGGAAAGCAUGCCCCCACAAAAUAGAGGACCACCAGCAAAACAAAGACAAACCUUCUAAACCACAAAACCAAAAGAGGGACCAACCACUCAAGGUUCAAGGGAAUAGUCACAUGGGAAAAUCAACUGAAGUUUGAAUAGAAUGUUAUUUUAACCAUGGAGCAUUAUGGACCACGUAGAACUACCGAAUCAACUUGUAAACUUUGUAAAAGUACCUGCUGGUGCUUGUUCUCUCAAAAUUACAGGAGGAUGCUCUCAGUCACCACAGAUAGUUUUAUCCUGGAGAGUGUGAUUGCAAAGCUGAACAACAUACUAUUUAUUAUUGUUUAAUUUUUUUUUUUUUAGAAACUAGCAGUUUCUGCUCACUUGUUUGCAAUACAUAAUUUUGUACUCUAUUUGUUAUCCAAAUUGUUAGCUUAUCCAAUGUGACAGUUGUUGUGGUUACUGUAUGCAUUUUGUUUUUCCUUUUCUGUAUGAGCUGAUUGAUGAUUUCCUGUUUCCUGUUAAAUGUGUAUAUGCAGUAUUGCAAAAGGGAGUAAAAAAUACUUAAAAUUUUUGUAGAUGUACUUGGCAAAGGCACUGUAUAUGUCUGAAUGCAAACCAAAAUUAAAAAUCAUCACUUACAACCUGGAGGGUCACACUCUAUUGGAACUGUAAGAAAGAUGAACUUUUGUUUCCAUUCUUGACAUGAUUCCAGCAGUAAAGGUACACAUUUUACUGAAAAUAUCAAAAGCAGGUUAUGAAGCAAAGUUGAGAGUUUAACAAGCAAACCCAAACUGACUUCUUGAUGGUUUAUAACGUGUAGACCAAGCCAAAAACAAUUAUAUUCUAAUAUAUUCAGAGAGAAAUGGUGAAAAGCAAAAGUUCUGGUAUCUAAAGUGGUUCAUACCUUUACAUAUGUUAAAGCUCCAACACUACAGGUGAAUCCAUGUGUAUAAUCAUGCAUUUGCAUCUGGUUGGCAGAUAAGAUCAGUUAUCCCU